AUGGAAGAAGGUGAUAUUGAAACUAAGGCUACUGCAACAUCACACAGUCCCACUACUCGAGUAGAGAAUGCCACAAAUAAUAAGGGACAAAAACAAGCACCGGCUAGGAAAAGGAAGAAGCAAAGAUCUGAAGCUUGGAAGCAUUUUACAAGGAUGCCACUUGAGCAAACUAAAGGGAAGCACCAUGCCAAAUGCAAUUAUUGUGGCAUGGAUUAUGCGAGUCAUCCUUCGAACUAUGGGACUAAAGCACUUUGGCGGCAUUUUGAAAAGUGCCCAAAGAAUCCAAACAAAGCCAACAAGAUGACACAAUCUUUAUUCUCUGUUACUUGUAGCCAAACAAUGUCUACACAAUUGUUCAAUCAAGAGAGGUGCAGGAAGGAUCUUGCUAAAUUUAUUGUAAAAGAUGAGAUGCCUUUUCGAGCUGUGGAAGGGGAGGGUUUUAAAGAACUAUUGCACGGACUUGAGCCUAGAUUUCAAAUCCCUUCACGAUGGACAGUUGCUAGGGAUUGUUACAAGUUAUAUCUUGAAGAAGCAAGACAUCUAAAGAAAUAUUUUAAGAAAUUUAAAGUUCGUGUGUCCCUUACCACAGAUUGUUGGAAUUUAAUCCAAAAUGCCAACUACAUGUGUUUGACUGCUCACUGGGUUGAUGAGAAUUGGACAUUACAAAAGCGGAUUUUGAAUUUUUCUGUAAUUGAAAACCACAAAGGAGAUACCAUCGGGAAGGAAAUUGAGGGAUGUUUAUUUAGUUGGGGAUUGAAAGAGAUGAAUAAGUCCAUUGAACUCAUUCGGCAUGCAAUAAAAUUUGUUAGAUCUUCUCCGGCUAGGCUACGUAGAUUCAAGGAGCUCAUGGGAAAGCAAAGAAUUGAUUCAAAAAGUCUACUUAGUAUGGAUUGUCCCACUAGGUGGAAUUCAACAUAUCUGAUGUUAGAAAAUGCUGUGAAGUUCAUUAAAGUUUUUAAUCGGAUGAAAGAAGAAGAUGAAGAUUACAAUGAAUACUUUAAAAAGAAAGUUGAAGAAGAACCUCCUAGUCCAUAUGAUUGGGGUGUUGCAAAAGAGUUUAUAGUCUUUUUGAAGCUAUUUUACUCCAUGACAUUGAAGUUUUCUGCAUCAAAUUUUGUGACAUCUAACACAUGUUUCCAGCAAAUAGUUGCAAUGCAAACUAAGCUUAAGACAAGUGCAACUAAUUCUAAUGCUCUAUUGGGUGACAUGGUGAGAAGAAUGCAAAGUAAGUUGGAUAAAUACUGGGGUAAGGCAGAUAGCAUGAAUCCAUUGUUGGUGAUAGCAGUGAUACUAGACCCUAGAUACAAAUUUAAAUAUGUCCAAGUUGCUUUGGAAAAUAUGUAUUCUGAGCCUAUACAACGUGAGCUGGUUACAAAAAAUAUCAUGGAUGUCUUGUAUAGCUUAUAUGGUGAAUAUUCAAAGGAUGUCUUUGAUAGUGAAGCUUCUCAAUCUCAAGCAAGAGCAGAACACGGUGAUGACAAUGUUGGGGAGAAUCAAGAUUCAAUUCCCGAUGAUGAUGUUUUGGCGGUCAUGGAUGAUGAAACAAUGAGACAAUUCUAUACAAUUGCAAGCAUUGAACGCCAAGAGGAAAAAAAUUCAGAGGUGGAUGAAUGUCUUCACGCUGAGUUAGUUGCUUCUCGUGAUCUAAAGUUUGAUGUUUUAGCUUGGUGGAAAGUGAAUGCUUUCAAGUAUAAGGUCUUGAGUUUGAUUGCACGUGAUGUGUUAGCUUCACCUGUCUCUACUGUCUCUUCAGAAUCUGCUUUUAGUACGGGAGGUCGAGUACUGGAUACUUUUAGGAGCUCCCUCUCUGCAAAAAUGGUGGAGGCACUCAUUUGUGCUCAAAGUUGGCUUUCUCAACCUACUUUCAAAUUGAAAGAGCUUGAUGUUGAUAAUUUUGAUGAGUCUGACAAUCUUAUUAUUGAGGAAGAAUCAGGGGCUCAACGUUCAACCAUCUCUAGUGAUUCUGAAGAUGACGAUGACGACGACGAUGAUCCAAUGCAAGAUUAAAUAUGUGAUGGAUUGUUUUGUUGCCUUGUUGGCUUGUGA
Prosopis cineraria is the source of this 2046-nucleotide messenger RNA. Its product is annotated as zinc finger BED domain-containing protein DAYSLEEPER-like. NCBI's taxonomy places the organism in Eukaryota, Viridiplantae, Streptophyta, Magnoliopsida, Fabales, Fabaceae. Gene Ontology annotation, molecular function: protein dimerization activity; DNA binding. Bases 1 to 2007 code for a protein of 668 amino acids. The transcript has 4 exons. The record is from RefSeq and is a predicted model, not a curated record.